AUGGCUAGCAGUCAACAACAAUCCAGUUCGUCCGUGUCGGCAUUUGUGUCGGCAUUGAUCUUGAACUUAAUCAUCUUCGGCGUGUUUGUGUCGAUCUUUGUUGCUCUUAAGGGCAAAUACACAAGAGUUUAUCAGCCAAGAGCAACUGUUGAUACAGUUCCCCCAAAGCUUAAAGCUGACCCACAGCCUAAGGGUGCUUUCGCAUGGGUCAACUACAUCCUGUCUAAGCCUGAAUCUUAUGUUAUUGAGAAGGCCGGUAUCGAUGGUUAUUUCUUCUUGCGUUACUUGGUGACAUUUGCUUCUAUUGGACUUGUGGGUGGUCUCUUUUUGUGGCCGGUCCUUUUUGCUGUUAACGCUACUGGAGGUGCAAACCAAAGUGGUUUUGACAUCAUCUCGUACUCUAACAAUCUUGGAAGAUGGAGAUCGUUUGCUCACGUGUUUUGUUCCUGGUUGUUUUUCGGAAUUGUGAUCUACACGAUCUACAAGGAACUGAUCUACUACACCAGUUUCAGACACGCUAUCCAGACCACUCCAUAUUACUCCUCCUUGCUCUCUUCUAGAACCUUGUUCAUUGACAACCUUCCAGAAGAGAUCCAGGAUGAGGCUACUCUCCACAGAUUGUUCCCUGCUGCUGUUAACAUUUGGUACACCAGAGACACUAAGGAGUUGCAAAAGCUUAUCAAGAAGAGAGGUAAGCUUUCUGGAAAGCUCGAAGGCAGCUUUGUUAAGCUUAUCGGAAAGGCUAUCAAGCUCAGAUCCAAGGCUGUGAAGAAGAAUAAGCCACUUCCAGAACCAGCUAAUGAAAUUACCUCGUACAUUCCUCAAAAGAAAUUGCCAACCUACAAGGACACUUGGAUUCCAUUCAUCGGUAAGAAGAAGGAUCUUCUGACUACCGGUGUGGAUGAGGUUGGUGACUACAACGAGAAGAUCAACAAGGAGCAAUUGAACUACCCAGAUGGUUACGAAAAGACCGGAUCCGUGUUCAUUGAGUUUGCUAGCCACUUGGAGUUGCAAAGAGCCUACCAAGGCGUUCCAUACGCCAAGGAGCUUAAGUACUCUAGAAGAUUCACUUCUUCUGCCCCAGAAGACAUUGUUUGGGAAAACUCCGGUCUCACUGCUAAGGCUAGAUCUGGUAAGAGAACCAUUGCCGCUACUGUCUUGACUUUGACCAUCAUUUUCUGGGCUAUCCCAGUCGCAGUUGUCGGUUUCAUUUCUAACAUCAACUACUUGACCAGCAAGCUGCACUUUUUGCGUUUCAUCAACAACAUGCCAGACGUUCUGAUGGGUAUCAUCACUGCUUUGCUGCCAACCAUUGCUUUGGCUGUGUUGAUGAUGCUGUUGCCACCGUUCAUUAGAAAGAUGGGUAAGGUUGGUGGAUGCAUGACUGCGCAAAGUGUUGAUCACUGGACCCAACAAUGGUUCUUUGCUUUCCAGGUUGUCCAAGUCUUCUUGGUUGCUACCUGUACCUCUGCUGCUGCCUCUUCCGUGACUCAGGUUAUGGAGGAUCCAUCGAUGGCCAUGUCGCUUUUGGGUCAAAAGCUCCCAGCUGCUUCGAACUUCUACAUUUCCUACAUGCUUCUGCAAGGUCUGUCCAUCAGUUCUGGUGCUCUUGCCCAGAUUGUUGGUUUGAUUUUGUCUUUUAUUUUGGGAAGAUUCCUUGACAACACUCCAAGAAAGAAGUGGAACCGUUAUAACACCUUGGGAACUCCAUCCUGGGGAACCAGUUACGCCGCUUUUGGAUUAUUCACAGUCAUCAUGCUUGUCUACUCGAUCAUCUCUCCAAUCAUUAUCGCUUUCACCACCAUUGCUUACUUCCUGAUCUACAUUGCCUACUUGUACAACUUGAACUACGUGCUUGACCACACUGUGGACAACAGAGGACGUAACUACCCAUUGGCUUUGUUUGAGGUCUUUGUGGGACUUUACGUUGCUGAGUUCUGUUUGAUUGCUUUGUUCGUUAUGCCAAAGAACUGGGCAUGUGUUGUUUUGGAAGCUCUUAUGGUUGCCGUUACCGUUGCCGCACACUUAUACAUGAGAUGGAAAUUCGAGCCACUGCUCGAGACUGUCCCAGUUGGUGCAAUCAAGGAGGUUAGUGGUGGCCAAGCCGGUGCCUACCCAAUGAGUGACCAAGGCUUGCGUCAAAUCCGUGAAGAGGGAGAAAACUACUUUGUCUCUGGUUCUUCUGACUCCUCCAAGUAUGUGGAGAACGACUCUGCUACCAAACAGCCAUUCUCGCCAAGCGACACGCACACUGCUGCAACCGACUUGGAGAAGAUUGCCACAUUGGACAACGAGGAGAGACCGUUCAACCAGGCUACUGUGGCCGAGGGACAGAACCAACUCGACCCUAGAAAGUACGCUAGUGCUUCGUUUGUGAAGGGCUACGUGGACAGAUACUUCAAGCCAAGACAGUACUUGAGCUUCAACUACGUGAGAUCCAUUCUGCCAGCCUCGUGGCAAACGCCUGUUGCCAAGAGCAACGACACAUACAAAGACCCUGCUGUCACUCUUGAUGAGCCACACUUGUGGAUUGCCAAGGAUUCGCAGGGACUGUCCACGAGCUUUGUGGAAUCCUGUCAAGGUAAGAUUCUGAUUUCUGACGAAAACGCUGUUGUGGAAGAGAACGGUAAAAACAACUACACCGGUCCGCCACCAGACUACACUCCUACAGAGAAAGCUUGA
Ogataea philodendri is the source of this 2682-nucleotide messenger RNA. RefSeq lists its product as uncharacterized. The transcript has a single exon. Lineage: Eukaryota; Fungi; Ascomycota; Pichiomycetes; Pichiales; Pichiaceae. Bases 1 to 2682 code for a protein of 893 amino acids. Gene Ontology annotation, molecular function: calcium-activated cation channel activity. The record is from RefSeq and is a predicted model, not a curated record. Gene Ontology annotation, cellular component: plasma membrane.